AUGAACAAGAUCUUGUGUUCGAUUGGCCUUUUCUCCGCUGGAUUAUGUGGAGCUGUAAUCUACUUUCUUCUAAUAGAAUUUUCUUGGAACGGAGACGCCAGGACCGUGACCCAAAUUGAUAAGUCUUCUAUGGAUUUUCGCCAAUCCCAUUCGGAUUUCAUGAAGUCUUACAUGAACUUCAGUGUGGAACCUUGUGACGACUUUUACGAGUACGCCUGCGGAAACUAUAAAUUUGCACGACCGGACCGGCACUCCGAAUUCAGGAGAGUCUCCAUGUUAGACAUUUACUACACACUGGCUGACAUUACGAGUCAAUUGGUGGGCAGGACGGAUCUGGCAGAGGCUUUAAAUGUGUCCAGCGAGCUGAUGGUGGCCCAACGAUUCUACAAUGCCUGUCUGGGCGCUGAGCUCUAUCCCUUUCCCGCAGCCGAUCCCGCUUACUUAAGACUGAUUCGGUCGAUCGGAGGCUUUCCCGCCGUCGAUGGUGCCGCUUGGAAUGCCUCCAACUUUGAUUGGUACAACAUGAGCGUCGAGCUAAUCAAUUAUGGGGCAAAAGGUCUAGUUAUUGAAACGUUAAGAUCAAGGCAUCCCUUUGACCGGAUUUUAAAUGUGCCGGUUUUUGGUUUUGAAGAAUUCGUUGACAAGCACAAUAUCGAUAAUAACACUUCCCGCUCCUACCAAUUCAACGCGGAGCGAAUGCGAGGCUAUCUACAAUCCUAUAACCUCCCUGAGGCCAAAAUUGCAGAAGUGAUCGAGGGGGUUUUCGCAUUCUGGCAUGAGGCGUUAGUGAGGAGGUCGAAAACUCUUAUUGAGUUCAAGGAUAUGAUUUCCAUGGUUUGCUCCCGGCAUAAAGAGGCCGUGGCCAACUAUCUGGCCAUGAAGCUUCUCUUCGCAUUUGACGCCAAACUUCCUGCGACCAAGUACCAAAGGGAUUAUUGCGCGCUGACACUGAUGGAAUCCAUGCCGUUCCUCUUUGACAAACUCUAUAUGGCGGAGCACUUUACUGAGGAAAAGAAAUUUGAAGUAACUGAAAUUGUGGGGGCUCUGCGUAAGAGCCUACGAAAGUUGCUUAGAACUCAACCGGAGCUUCUGGGCAAGGAAUCCGGUCUUCUGUCAUACGUUGGAAGCGUCAAAGAUGACGAUCGAACAGAUCGUCUAAUCCGGGAGAUCGGUAGCCUGAAAAUCGACGAAGGCAGCUACGCGGAGACUAACAUCAAUCUGAAACGACUUACUGUCAAUAUCGAAAGCUUCAGCAUCAGACAUGCCGAACAUUUGCCAAAGGAUUCCAAGCCACAGGAUUUUCUGCUCGGGAUGAAUGUGGGAGGCACAUACUCUUUUGCUUUCAAUUCUAUUGAAAUCUUUGCCGGCACUUUGCAUCCACCCGUAUAUCACCGCUCAAUGCCCCGCUCCCUAAAGUACGGGAGCUUGGGUUCCAUCGUGGGCCACGAGCUAACCCACAGUUUUGAAAUUACGAAGUAUUAUAAAGAUCAUGCCGAGUGCUUUGUGAGUCAAUAUAGUAAAUACCAUAUCGAUGGCGUUCAGACACAGGACGAGAAUAUGGCCGACAAUGGUGGAUUGAGAAUUGCAUUUGAAGCCUUUCGCAGCCAGGUGGAUCCUGGACAGGAUAUCCCCAGCGAGCAGAUGCCAGGACUCGACCUGUUGCCUGAUCAGCUCUUCUUUCUGGGUUUUGCUCAGUACCUUUGCUCCGAUAACAAAGAAGAGAAUUACACGAAUUCCAACGAUCCGCACAGCUUUGAGAAAUUCCGGGUUCUUGGUGCCUUAUCAAACAGCGAGGACUUUUUCCAGGCCUUUAACUGCCCCGUAGGAAGUGGCAUGCGUCCUACGUCCGAACAUUGCCAAUUGUGGUAA
This is a messenger RNA of Drosophila rhopaloa, 1869 nucleotides long. RefSeq names its product neprilysin-1-like. Gene Ontology annotation, molecular function: metalloendopeptidase activity. The transcript is spliced from 2 exons. Lineage: Eukaryota; Metazoa; Arthropoda; Insecta; Diptera; Drosophilidae. The record is from RefSeq and is a predicted model, not a curated record. Gene Ontology annotation, cellular component: plasma membrane. Gene Ontology annotation, biological process: protein processing. Bases 1 to 1869 code for a protein of 622 amino acids.